Molecule: messenger RNA, 3488 nt
Organism: Petromyzon marinus (sea lamprey)
Lineage: Eukaryota; Metazoa; Chordata; Hyperoartia; Petromyzontiformes; Petromyzontidae
Source: RefSeq, a predicted model, not a curated record
AUAAUAGCCGCGUGUCUCUCCGAGUCCCCGUGCACACAAUCUUUUCUCCAUCCUUCCUUCCUCCCCCUCUCCUCCUUCUCGUCCCGCGGAGCCACAGGGACCCGGCUAUGGACCCUUUCUCCUCCUCUUCUUCAUCGGGCGAGCUCUCUCCGAGCACUCCCGGCGCUCCGCGGAGUCGGAGCGGCAGGUUCGGGGAGUCCCCGCUGAGUCCGGGACUCUCCCCGCGGAGUCCUCGGAGUCCCGGCUUCUCUCCGGCGGACAGAGCCGUCGCCUUUCUCGCAGAUGAGAGGGAGAGAGUUCAAAAGAAAACCUUCACCAAGUGGGUGAACAAGCACCUGCAGAAGGCCAAGAGGCACGUCGAUGAUCUGUACGUGGAUCUCCGGGAUGGACACAACCUCCUGUGUCUCCUGGAAGUGCUGUCCGGGGAAAAACUGCCCCGUGAGAAGGGCAAGAUGCUGGUGCACAUGCUCCAGAACGUGAACAUCGCCCUCGAGUUCCUGCGCAAGAAACAGGUCAAGUUGGUGAACAUCCGCAGUGAGGAAAUCACCCAGGGGAGCCCCAAGCUCACGCUGGGCCUCAUAUGGACCCUGAUCCUGCAUUUCCAGGUGUCGGAGAUCGAGGUGGGGGACCAGCACCGUGACCUGACGGCUCAGAGCCGCCUCAUGGUGUGGGUGAGGAACACCAUCGACGGCUACCCGAGCCUCAAGUGCGACAACUUCUCCACGUCGUGGCGAGAUGGCAAGGUGUUCAAUGCCAUCAUCCACAAGCACAGGCCGGACCUCAUCAACAUUGAGAAGGUCUAUGUGAGCAGCAACGUGGAGAACCUCGAGCGGGCCUUCGUUACGGCCGAGCAGAACUUCGAGGUCAUUCGCCUCCUGGACCCCGAAGAUGUGGAUGUGCCCAACCCUGACGAGAAGUCCAUCGUCACAUACGUCUCCUCGCUCUACGACGCCUUCCCUCGAAUCCCCGCUGGUGGCAUCAGCCUGCAGGAGGUCGACGCGCACUGGGACGAGUACCAGCGCUUGGUGCGAGAGCUCCUCGCCUGGAUCGAGCAGCAGGGCGCUCGCAUCCGCCAGUCGUCUCGGCCCACAGACGAGGCGCAGGCCAAGGCCGUGCUCGCCUGGUUUGCAGAGCUGCGGGACACGGAGAUGGUGGCUAAAGCCGAGGAGAAGAGCCAGAUCUACGCACUGUACAAGGCUCUCGAGGUGUGGAUCAGCUUUGGGCGCAUCCGCGUGCCGCCCGACCUGACCCCCGAGCACGUGGAGGAGGAGUGGUCCAAGCUCACGCUGCUGCUCGACGAUCAAGAGCGGAGCGUCCUGUCCGGGAACCAGAGGAGUGACCAGGAAGCCAGGGCGGAGAGCGAGCAGCGACUCAGGUCACUGGAGGAGCUGCUCGCCAAAGUCGCACAGACGCAGGCGGAGGUGGACGGGGCCGAGUGGGGGAGAGACGAGCCCGGCGUGACGAUGGCCCUGGCCGGCGUCCAGGCGCUGGAGCACCGCGUGCUGCUGCUGGGCACCGCCGUCGACGACGCCUCGCGGGCACGGGACGCCUUGCUUGUGGAACAUCAAGCGGAAUACGACAGACAGCUGCAGCGAGUUAACGUGGCCUACGCGAACCUCAAGCACUCGUGGGAGGCGCGUGCGCUGCACCUGCGGGCGCUGCUCGCCCUGGCCGCCAGCGCCCGCGGGCCGCUCGAGUGGAUGGCGCGUGCCGAGGCCGCGGAGCUCUCACACGACUGGAGCCGCACGGAUGGAUUGCCCGCCAAGGGCGACUCCCUGAGAGCUCUGCGUGCGGAGCUGUUGCGCGUGGAGGAGGAGGUGGCAGGGAUCUGUGAGUCUGGGCAGAGUCUGAUCGAGUCGGGUCACCCAGCGCAGGAUUCCAUCACGGCUAUAACGGGGGAGCUGAAGGGACGUCUGCUCUGGAUCCUCACGCUGGCCGGGUGUGCAGAGAUGCAUCUUCACGAACACACAGCGUGCCUGCAGUUCUUCGAGGGGGUGCGCGACGCGGAGGCGGCGGUCGCGGAGGUGCGACGGGGCCUGGCGACGCGCUGCUCCUGGGGACGCGCCGCGGAUCGCCGGCAGCUCGAGACGAUCUUCGAAGAGAUCCAGGAGGAGGAGGACACGGUGGUGGCUGACCUGCGGUCGCGGGCCCAGGCUCUGGCUGCCGCAGCUUCUGGCGUGGCAAACGUUGGGGCAGUGCCGGGCGUGCAGGCGGUACCGCUCCGGGUGCUGUGCGACUACCCCGCGGGCGGAGAGCCGUCGCUGGCGCAGGGCGCGCGCUGCUCGCUGCUGGGCCCCGCACCGCGCCAGGGGUGGUGCCGAGUGAGCGGAGCGGCGGCCCCCACGGAGGCCCCCGCCGUGUGCCUCCUCGCCGAGCCGCCCAACAACGACGCCCUCGAGGCCGCCUCCAGGCUUCUGGAGCUGCUCAGUGCCGUGUCGAUCGAGCGCGGAUCCACUGUGCAGGGCCUACUCGCCUGGCGGAGCCUGCUGGAGGUGGUGGAGGAGACCCGGGUCGUCACGGACGAAGAGCUGCUGGCGCUGCAGGAGGAGGAGCUGAGCUCGGUGGUGGAGACGCUGGGGCAGCUGCUGGCGAGCUUCGACGCCGCGCAGAGCCAGGGCAGCGCCCUGGGCUGGCGCGACGCCGCCGCAGGCGAGGCCGAGGGGGCAGCGGCGCGGUACCGUGCUGCUAUACAGGAGCGGCGGCGCGCCGGUGAGGCAGGAGCACGUGAGACAGAGGUCCCCCCCGCUUCUGCGGCCGCCGCCGCGGCCGCCGCUGCCUCCGCAGCGGCCCGGGAGAGCGAGCGGGUCGCCUCGCUGCUGCGCGAGAUCGCGGCGCGGCUGGAGCGAUGCCGCGGGACGAUGGAGCGAGGGGUGGAGGCGGCGGUCGACGGGGCGCCCCGACUCCCCGACCACCUCCGGGCGCGGCUCGCGGAGCACAAGGUGACAGAGGAGGAGCUGGCGAGCGUCGGGGAGGAGCUGCCUCGCGUGGCCGUGGCCAUCGAGGCGGCGGCGACGGCGGCGUCGGCGGCUUCUCCUGCCGCGUCGCCGGGGCGCCGGGCGGACGCCGCGCUCGGCGCGGAGCUCGGCCGCGUGCAGCGGGAGCACCAGCUGCUGCUGCACGCCUUGUCGCUCUACGGCAGCAGGCUGCGGUCCCUGGAGGUGUUGCUGAAGAACAUUCAGAACGCUGAGGAGGCCACCUCGAGCCUCGAGGGCAGGCUGGGCGAGGGAGGCUUCGCGCCGUGCGAGGCCCUGGCCCUGGAGGAGCUGCGGUCGCGUCUCGCGGACCUGCAGCGCGACGCCGCGCGCGGCGGCGCGGCGUUUCAGUCGCUCCGCUCCUCGCUGUCCGAGUCGGAGGCGGCGAGCGAGCGGCUGCUGGGGACGCUGGCGGGGCCCGGCGCCGGGGAGCCGGCGGCUCGCGCUUGCCGCGACGCCGUGGACGCGCUGCUGGGACGCUGGGCCGACGCCACGCAGCGGCUGGCGGCACGGUGA